Messenger RNA from Symbiodinium pilosum, 717 nucleotides. The record is from the annotation of a GenBank genome assembly. Lineage: Eukaryota; Dinophyceae; Suessiales; Symbiodiniaceae.
AUGACCUGCUGCUUGAUGAUGCUUGCAGUGCUGUUGGCCUCUUCAUACCUGUGGGUAGGGAUACUGGUUGGCGGCGUUUGCCUCAACCUUGACGGCAAUGCCAUAAGCCUGGUCCAUGCAGUGAAUUUCACGGAGCUGUCUCACUUUAAGUUCCACAUUGACCCGGUUCUGGAGGGCGCUGUGAAGUACUACAUCCGGGGCAGUCAGGAGAAUCCCAUGAUCUCCAUGAUUGAGGAUGUCGAGCGAGAUGCCUCGGCACUUUACACCGUUUACACAAAUGCAACCUGGGCCACCAAGCCAGCAGAGAUGGUGUGCAACGGCGUCAAAAACCUGAAUGCCUCCAGAGCUCUUGCAGCAUGUACCGAGUCUGUCGGCUUCGCCAGAGAACUUCUAUCUGCCAGCAACAUCCACCCUUACUACAAGACGUUUGGGCACCAGCUGAUGUGCGACAGGAUGCUUCAAGGCAUGAUCCUGCUCAUCCUCCUAUCCUCGGUGGUGAGCAUCAUCCUCAUGCCGCUUGUCGCCAUUUGCGCGGACAUGGACCUCAGGAAAUGGGAGACCUACAAGAACGAGAACUUCGAGAGUCACUACGAUCUCUCGCACGAGUUCCACGAGAAAAUGCCGAUGAUUGCCAACACCUUUCACGGAUUGCCAUCACCCUCAGGCUCGCCAAUGCAAUCUCCUUGGCACACUCCACGCAUGCCGUGGCAAAGCUGA